UGUCACAGUUACAAUUUACCAAUUGUAAGCGACGGACGCGCUGCUCGCUCUAACGGACAGGAAAACGCCAAGAAAAGCUCCCUCUUUCUCUCUCUGUCUGUCUGCCUGUCUCUUCGCUCUCUGGGGGCCCAGACAGCCUAACGGUUCUUCAGGAGCUUGCCUUUGCCUGCUGCCUGCUGCCUGCCUGCCUUCUAAUACCAAAGCAGAGUCGCGUCGGGCCGCCUCGUAUAAAAUCUGUUGCAUCAUUGCGGUGGCACUUCAGUCGUUCGAGCGCGUGCGGCCGGAGAAGUGCAGUGUUAACAACGAUUACAACAACAAGCAAACAACAAUACAAAAAUGCGUGGCUGCAGUAAACAUUUAAGCGGCAAAAAAUGACAAAAUUUACCAAUUUGUGAGAUAAAAAAGAAACAUUUCCAAAGACAAACUUACCUCAGUGCAAUGGUUUAGGACUUAGAGCCAACCAACAGAAACAAAAAAAAAAACAACCAUAAAUUCCCCAACAAAACUUUCGCCUAAAAUCAAUCAAAAUUAUCGGGCAAAAAGGCAUCAACAUUCUACCCUCAUUCGGGCAACUAAAAAUGCUGAACAUGGAAUCGCCACAGAUGUACGCCGAUGCCGUGCAGACGCUGGCCCAGCUGGACCUCAAGAAGCCGCCUCCCCAGCAGGCCACCAUCGGCCAGAUCACACUGACGGCGAUGUCCACUGCCCAGCAACAGCAACAGCAACAGCAGCAGCAGCAGCAACAAAAUCCUCAACAGCAGCAGCAGCAGCAACAAAAUCCUCAACACCAGCAGCAGACAACGGAUGCCAACAACAAUACGUCCCAGGAUGCGGCACUCCUUGUGAAGCAGCAUGCCAUGCACCAAAUGCAACAGGCGGCCCUCAACGGCAACAACAACAACAACAGCAACAGCGUGAACAACAAUGUGAACAACUUGCUGCAGAAGCAAAUGCUGCAACAGUACACCACACAGACGGAUCUCGACGAGCUGACGACCCAAGAGAUUACCCUGGACCUGCAGCACCUGAUAGAUGACCAGUUCCGGGACACGGAGACGCUGGGAAUCUUCAGCGACAUGGUAACCAGUCCGGGUGGACUCUCCGCCACCCUGCCGCCCAAUGGAAUGGUCAGCGCCGCAGCCAAGGUGUUGCAGCAACAGACGCUGAGGAAUCAGCACGGUUACGGGCGGGGCGGGGCACUGGCGUACAUGCCGCAGCCCGUGCACGCCACCUACAACAAUUCCAGCGACGAGAACAGCUCCGUGGGCUCCGACUCCAGCACGAUCAAGGAGGAGCCAAUCGACCCCGAGUAUCGUCGCCACCUGCAGGAAGCGGCCAGCCAGCAGGCAAGCAACGCGGCCGCCGCCUUCAUGUCCAAUGGCAAUGGGCUGUACAACGGGUACGGGUCCGCAGGGAACGGAAUAUCCGGCAACAGCACCAGCGGCACCCUCAACGGUAGCACUACCCCGAACCACAGCAGCAGCAAUGGCAGCAACGGCAGCAGCGGACCCGUAAAUGGCAGCCAGUUCACGAAUCUGACCACGGCCAAUGUGCUGGCACACCACAACCUGCCACACCUGGCGGCCGCCGCCGGGGCCCAGCACCUGUUGAAGCAGCACAGUAAGCUCCAGCACGCGGGUCAGCACCAGCAGCACAACCACCACCGGAAGCACGGAAACAAGCACGUUGACAAGGGCACCGAGGAGUACCGGCGUCGGCGAGAACGCAACAACAUUGCGGUGCGCAAGAGUCGCGAGAAGGCCAAAGUCCGGUCGCGGGAGGUAGAGGAGCGCGUGAAGAGCCUGCUCAAGGAGAAGGACGCUCUCAUCCGGCAGCUGGGGGAGAUGACCAACGAGUUGCAGCUGCACAAACAGAUCUACAUGCAGCUGAUGAACCAUGCCAAUCCCGAAGUGAGUCGCGUCUGUCGGAGCUUCCUCAACACCAACGAGCACUCACUGUAGCCGUGAGUGUGUGUUGUGAAUGAGUCUGAGUGUGAAUGAAUGAAUGAAUGAGGAAUGAGUGAGUGAGUGUGUCUGUGUCGCCAAAUCAAAGAUUUAAAAUGCUGUGUGGGUAGCAUGUAAGAACCAUUUUCCUUUUUGCUACUAUUCAUCAACUUCUGCAAUCUUUUUUUUUUUUUUUUUGUACUUAAUUUUAACGACUGUAACAUAUAUUUCGCACAUCUAUAAAUAUAUAUCUAUGCAUAUUAUCAUAAAGUUAAGCCAAAGAAAAAUGUUGAAAAUAUUUAUGUAAAAACGCGCAGGAAAGAAAACGGAAAAUACAAAAAAAUUAAAACUAUUUAUACAGAAGAAACAAAACAAAAAAAAACAAACAAAAAACAGAAAUCAUAUUUUUACUAUUGUAAUUUUUUACAUUUCUUGAAUGGUGUGCGGCUUGCGCCUACAUGCUUUAUGCCACGCCCAGGCCCUGCUUUAAACACUGAUCCAACAUUAGCAAAUCUCUAGAUCGUAAGCCUUUUCCCAAAAAGAAACCUCCCCCCACUCACUACCCCUACCCCUGCCCCUACGCAUAUCCCUACCCGGUACUAACAGUAAUCUAGCGAAUGCGAUGAGAAUACGGAAAAUCUGAUCCGUGGCUGCUGAGAGCGCGGAAGAUAUGAAUGCUAUUAACUUGUAAGGCCAACGCAAUGUUCUCAUUUUAAUUUAUAAAUUCGUAAAUUAAAUAUACAUACAUACAACAAGAAACCAACAAACGCAAACUGUAAAGCAACUCUAAAUAAAUUAAAUAAAAUUU
This is a messenger RNA of Drosophila miranda, 2751 nucleotides long. RefSeq names its product CCAAT/enhancer-binding protein. The transcript has a single exon. The record is from RefSeq and is a predicted model, not a curated record. Bases 579 to 1961 code for a protein of 460 amino acids. Lineage: Eukaryota; Metazoa; Arthropoda; Insecta; Diptera; Drosophilidae. Gene Ontology annotation, biological process: DNA-templated transcription; regulation of transcription by RNA polymerase II. Gene Ontology annotation, molecular function: RNA polymerase II cis-regulatory region sequence-specific DNA binding; DNA-binding transcription factor activity, RNA polymerase II-specific.